ACAACAAGAUGUACUGGUUUCCGGUAGCAACACUUCUGCUUUGCGCUCUAGCAGCGACAACAGAGAGCGCCACAACAUCGAAAGCUCUUUUUCAAGAAGAGGGACUGGCAUUUCACUUUAUAGAUCGCUUCGUUAAUUACUUCAGAAAAUGCGGUGUACUAAAAAUUGACAGAGAAAGAGAAUUUACUGAAUCUUUAACUGGAAUUGGAAGACUGUAUAGGAAAAAGACUAAACCAGGUAAAAUAAAACAUCACAUGGUAACAAAAUUUGCUGAAGCUCUCAGUGAACAAUUUGAUGCCGGAAAUGACAUCACUUUUGGUCUUGACUGCGCGAUACAAGCUCUCGCCGCUGCGUUUGAAGAGUGUACUGGAUCAACAGAUGCUAACUUCAUCGAAUCAGUAAGAGAAAUGACAGUUGUAAUGUAUAAUAAUGAAGUAGAGGAAAAAAUAGAAGAAAUGGAAGAAGCUGCUUUAGAAGAACAAAUAGCAUUGGAAGAAAAGAUUGCCUUGGAAGAAAAGAUUGCCGUUGAAGAACAGGCUGCUUUGGAAGAAGCUUUAUUAGUCUCUCAAACACAGGAAAGUAAAUCAGAAUCAUAUGAAAGUAAUGAGAUACAAACUGAAGAACAAACAACAAGUAUUUCACAAGAACAAAUUGAACAAGUAGCUUCAACUAGUCAACAAACAGUUCAAGAACAACAAUACCAGGCAACCGCUUCUUCAGAAGCUCAACAACAACAAGCAGCAUCUAGCCAAUACAGGGCCACCACAUCUUCACAAUCUCAAGAACAAGCCGCAGCGACUAGCCAAUAUCAAGCAGCCGCUUCGGUACAAGCUCAACAGCAAGUAGAAGCUCAACUGCAAACAGUCGCUUCUGUACAAGCUCAACAACAAACAGCAACAUCUAGUCAAUACCAAGCAGCAGCUUCUGUACAAGCUCAACAGCAAACAGCCGCUUCUGCACAAUCUCAACAACAAGCAUCUAGCCAAUACCAAGCAGACGCGUUUGUCCAAGAUCAGCAGCAAGUAGCAGCUUCUGUACAAGCUCAACGGCAAGUACAAGCUCAACAGCAAGUACAAGCUCAACAGCAAGUACAAGCUCAGCGGCAAGUAGAAGCUCAACGGCAAGCAGAAGUUCAAAAGCAAGCAGAAGCUCAACAGCAAGCACAAGCUCAAUUGGAAGCUCAACGGCAAGCACAAGCUCAAUUAGAAGCUCAACGGCAAGCACAAGCUCAAAAGCAAUUAGAAGCUCAACGGCAAGCACAAGCUCAACGACAAGCUCAAUUAGAAGCUCAACGACAAGCACAAGCUCAACGGCAAGCAAAAGCUCAAUUAGAAGCUCAACGGCAAGCACAAGCUCAAUUAGAAGCUCAACGGCGAGAACAAGCUCAAUUAGAAGCUCAAGAGCAAGCACAAGCUCAACGGCAAGCACAAGCUCAACGGCAAGCACAAGCUCAACGGCAAGUACAAGCUCAACAGCAAAUACAAGCUCAACGGCAAGUACAAGCUCAACGGCAAGUACAAACUCAACAGCAAACAGCCGCUUCAGUACAAGUUCAACAACAAACAGCAGCAUCUAACCAAUAUCAAGAAGCCGCUUCUGUACAAGCUCAACAACAAACUGCAGCAUCUAGCCAAUACCAAGCAGCAGCUUCUGUACAAACUCAACAGCAAACAGCCGCUUCUGUACAAGCUCAACAACAAACAGCAGCAUCAAGCCAAUACCAAGCAGCCGCUUCUGUAAAAGCUCAACAGCAGACAGCCGUUUCUGCACAAGCUCAACAACAAGCAGCAGCAUCUAGCCAAUACCAAGCAGACGCUUCUGUCCAAGAUCAGCAGCAAGUAGCCGCUUCUGUACAAGCUCAACGGCAAGUACAAGCUCAACAGCAAAUACAAGCUCAGCGGCAAGUAGAAGCUCAACGGCAAAUAGAAACUCAACGGCAAGUGCAAGCUCAACGGCAAGUAGAAGCUCAACGGCAAGCAGAAGCUCAACGGCAAGCACAAGCUCAAUUAGAAGCUCAACGGCAAGCACAAGCUCAAUUAGUAGCUCAACGACAAGCAGAAGUUCAACGGCAAGCACAAGCUCAACAACGAGCAGAAGCUCAACGACAAGCAGAAGCUCAACGGCAAGCACAAGCUCAACGGCAAGCACAAGCUCAAUUAGAAGCUCAACAACGAACAGAAGCUCAACGACAAGCAGAAGCUCAACGGCAAGCACAAGCGCAACGGCAAGUACAAACUCAACAGCAAACAGCCGCUUCAGUGCAAAUUCAACAACAAACAGCAGCAUCUAGCCAAUACCAAGCAGCAGCUUCUGUACAAGCUCAACAGCAAACAGCCGCUUCUGUACAAGUUCAACAACAAACAGCAGCAUCCAGCCAAUACCAAGCAGACGCUUCUGUCCAACAUCAGCAGCAAGUAGCCGCUUCUGUACAAGCUCAACGGCAAGUACAAGCUCAACAGCAAGUACAAGCUCAGCGGCAAGUAGAAGCUCAACGGGAAGCAGAAACUCAACGGCAAAUGCAAGCUCAACGGCAAGCAGAAGCUCAACGGCAGGCACAAGCUCAAUUAGAAGCUCAACGGCAAGCACAAGCUCAAUUAGUAGCUCAACGGCAAGCACAAGCUCAAUUAGAAGCUCAACAACAAGCACAAGCUCAACGACAAGCGCAAGCUCAAUUAGAAACUCAGCAAAGAGCAGAAGCUCAACAACAAGCAGAAGCCCAACGACAAGCACAAGCUCAACGGCAAGCACAAGCUCAACUGCAAGCACAAGCUCAACGGCAAGUACAAGCUCAACAGCAAAUACAAGCUCAACGGCAAGUACAAACUCAACGGCAAACAGCCGCUUCAGUGGAUAUUCAACAACAAACAGCGGCUUCUAACCAAUACCAAGCAGCCGCUUCUGUACAAGCUCAACAACAAACAGCAGCAUCUAGCCAUCACCAAGCAGCAGCUUCUGUACAAGCUCAACAGCAAACAGCCGUUUCCGCACAAGUUCAACAACAAGCAGCAGCAUCUAGCCAAUACCAAGCAGAAGCUUCUGUACAAGCUCAACAGCAAACAGCCGCUUCUGUACAAGUUCAACAACAAGCAGCAGCAUCUAGCCAAUACCAAGCAGACGCUUCUGUCCAACAUCAGCAGCAAGUAGCCGCUUCUGUACAAGCUCAACGGCAAGUACAAGCUCAACAGCAAGUACAAGCUCAGCGGCUAGUAGAAGCUCAACGGCAGGCAGAAACUCAACGGCAAAUGCAAGCUCAACGGCAAGCAGAAGCUCAACGGCAGGCACAAGCUCAAUUAGAAGCUCAACGGCAAGCACAAGCUCAAAUAGUAGCUCAACGGCAAGCACAAGCUCAAUUAGAUGCUCAACGGCAAGCACAAGCUCAAUUAGAAGCUCAACAACAAGCACAAGCUCAACGACAAGCGCAAGCUCAAUUAGAAGCUCAGCAAAGAGCAGAAGCUCAACAACAAGCAGAAGCCCAACGACAAGCACAAGCUCAACGGCAAGCACAAGCUCAACUGCAAGCACAAGCUCAACGGCAAGUACAAGCUCAACAGCAAAUACAAGCUCAACGACAAGUACAAACUCAACGGCAAACAGCCGCUUCAGUGGAUAUUCAACAACAAACAGCGGCUUCUAACCAAUACCAAGCAUCCGCUUCUGUACAAGCUCAACAACAAACAGCAGCAUCUAGUCAACACCAAGCAGCAGCUUCUGUACAAGCUCAACAGCAAACAGCCGUUUCCGCACAAGUUCAACAACAAGCAGCAGCAUCUAGCCAAUACCAAGCAGACGCUUCUGUCCAAGAUCAGCAGCAAGUAGCCGCUACUGUACAAGCUCAACGGCAAGUACAAGCUCAACAGCAAAUACAAGCUCAGCGGCAAGUAGAAGCUCAACAGCAAAUAGAAACUCAACGGCAAGUGCAGGCUCAACGGCAAGUAGAAGCUCAACGGCAAGCAGAAGCUCAACGGCAAGCACAAGCUCAAUUAGAAGCUCAACGGCAAGCACAAGCUCAAUUAGUAGCUCAACGGCAAGCACAAGCUCAAUUAGAUGCUCAACGGCAAGCACAAGCUCAAUUAGAAGCUCAACAACAAGCACAAGCUCAACGACAAGCACAAGCUCAACGACAAGCACAAGUUCAACGGCAAGCACAAGCUCAACGGCAAGUACAAACUCAACAGCAAACAGCCGCUUCAGUUCAAAUUCAACAACAAACAACAGCAUCUAACCAAUACCAAGCAGCCGCUUCUGUACAAGCUCAACAACAAACAGCAGCAUCUAGCCAAUACCAAUCCGCAGCAUCUGUACAAGCUCAACAGCAAACAGCCGCUUCUGUACAAGCUCAACAACAAACAGCAGCAUCAAGACAAUACCAAGCAGCCGCUUCUGUACAAGCUCAACAGCAAACAGCCGUUUCUGCACAAGCUCAACAACAGGCAGCAGCAUCUAGACAAUACCAAACAGACGCCUCUGUACAAGAUCAGCAGCAAGUAGCCGCUUCUGUACAAGCUCAACAGCAAGUACAAGCUCAACAGCAAGUACAAGCUCAACAGCAAGUACAAACUCAACGGCAAGUAGAAGCUCAACGGCAAGCAGAAGCUCAACGGCAAGCACAAGCUCAAUUAGAAGCUCAACGGCAAGCACAAGCUCAAUUAGUAGCUCAACGGCAAGCACAAGCUCAAUUAGAAGCUCAACAACAAGCACAAGCUCAACGACAAGCACAAGCUCAACGGCAAGCACAAGCUCAACGGCAAGUACAAGCUCAACAGCAAACAGCCGCUUCAGUUCAAGUUCAACAACAAACAGCAGCAUCUAACCAAUACCAAGCAGUCGCUUCUGUACAAGCUCAACAACAAGCAGCAACAUCUAGCCAAAACCAAGCAGCAGCUUCUGUACAAGCUCAACAGCAAACAGUCGUUUCCACACAAGCUCAACAACAAACAGCAACGUCUAGCCAAUACCAAGCAGCAUCUUCUGUACAAGCUCAACAGCAAACAGCAGUUUCUGCACAAGCUCAACAACAAGCAGCAGCAUCUAGCCAAUACCAAGCAGCCGCUUUUGUACAAGCUCAUCACCAAAUAGAAGCUCAACGGCAAGCAGAAGCUAAACGGCAAUUGGAAACGCAACGGAAAAUAGAAGCUCAACGGCAAGUACAAGCUCAACGGCAAGUACAAGCUCAACGGCAAGUAGAAGCUCUACGGCAAGUGCAAGCUCAACGGCAAGUGCAAGCUCAACGGCAAGUGCAAGCUCAACGGCAAGUAGAAGCUCAAAGACGAGUAGAAGCUCAGCGGCAAGUUGAAGCACAACGGCAAGUGCAAAUUCAACGGCAAGUAGAAGCUCAACGGCAAGAAGAAGCUCAACGCCAAGUACAAGCUCAACGGCAAGUACAAACUCAACGACAAGUAGAAGCUCAACGGCAAUUAGAAGCUCAACGGCAAGUACAGGCUCAGCGGCAAGUUCAAGCUGAACGGCAAGUUCAAGCUCAACGGCAAGUACAAGCUCAACGGCAAGUACAAGCUCAACAGCAAAUACAAACUCAACAGCUAACAACCGCUUCCUUACGAGCUCAACAGCAAGUAGCCACUUCUGUACAAGCUCAACAACAAACAGCGGCAUCUAACCAAUAUCAAGCAUCUUCUUCUGUGCAAGCUCAGAAGCAAGCAGCAGCAUCUAGUCAAUACCAAGCAACUUCUUCCGCCCAAGCUGAACAACAAGCAGCCGCUUCUGUACAAGCUCAACAACAAACAGCAGCAUCUAGCCAAUACCAAGCAGCCGCUUCUGUACGAGCUCAACAGCAAGAAGCCGCUUCUGUACAAGCUCAACAGCAAGUAGCCGCUUCUGUACAAGCUCAACAACAAACAGCGGCAUCUAACCAAUACCAAGCAACUUCUUCCGCUUCAGCUGUACAACAAGCAGCAGCUUCUUUGCAAGCUCAAGAACAAGCAGUAGCGUCUAGUCAAUAUCAGGCAAAAACACUUCCUGUUCCUUUUUCCAAACCUAUUCCAGCACCAUUGCCACGUCCAAUUCCAGUACCAAGACCUCUUCCAGUUCCAUUGCCUAAGCCUCUUCCAGAACCUUUACCCAAACCUCUUCCAGCUCCAUUGCUUCGUCCAAUUCCAGUACCAAGACCUCUUCCAGCUCCAUUGCCUAAGCCUCUUCCAGUACCUUUACCGAAACCUUUACCAGCACCUUUGCCAAGACCUCUUCCAGCACCAUUGCCGAGACCUCUUCCAGUACCAUUGCCUCGCCCAUUACCAGUACCAACGCCUCUUCCGACUCCAAUACCGAAACCACUUCCAGCACCUUUACCACGACCUCUUCCAGCUCCGUUGCCGAUACCUGUUCCAGUGCCUUUGACUAGACCACUUCCUGCACCUUUACCCAAACCACUUCUAGCACCGUUGCCUCGCCCAUUACCAGUACCGAUACCUUUACCACAAGAAUCAGCAGCUUCUGUGCAAGUUCAAAAACAAGCAGUAGCAUCUAGCCAGUAUCAGGCAGCCUCUUCUGCACAAGCUCAACAGCAAGUAGCCGCUUCUGUACAAGCACAACAACAAACAGCAGCAUCUAGCCAAUACCAAGCAGCCGUUUCUGCACAAGCUGAACAGCAAGCAGCCGCUUCUGUUCAAGCUCAACAGCAAGCAGCAGUAUCGAGUCAAUACCAAGCUCAACAGCAAGCAGAAGCAUCUAGCCAAUACCAAGCUGCCUCUUCUGCACAAGCUCAACAGCAAGCAGCAGCAACCGCAUUUAGACAGUACCAGGCAGCCGCUUCUGCGCGAGCACAACAGCAAGCAGCAGCCACUGCAUCCGAUCAGUAUCAGGCAGCCUCUUCUGCUCAAGCGCAACAGCAAGCAGCAGCAACUGCAUCCAGCCAGUAUCAGGCAGCCUCUUCUGCUCAAGCUAAACAACAAGCAGCAGCAACCGCAUCCAGCCAGUACCAGGCAGCCUCUUCUGCUCAAGCUCAACAGCAAGCAGCAGCAGACGCAUCUAGCCAGUAUCAGACAUCCUCUUCUGCACAAGCUCAACAGCAAGCAGCAGCAACCGCAUCCAGUCAGUAUCAGACAGCCACUUCUGCACAAGCUCAACAGCAAGCUGCAGCAACCGCAUCCAGCCAGUACCAGGCAGCCGCUUCUGCACAAGCUCAACAGCAAGCUGCAGCAACCGCAUCCAGCCAGUACCAGGCAGCCUCAUCUGCGCAAGCUCAACAGCAAGCAGCAGCCGCAUCUAGCCAGUAUCAGACAUCCUCUUCUGCACAAGCUCAACAGCAAGCAGCAGCAACCGCAUCCAGCCAGUACCAGGUUGCCUCAUCUGCUCAAGCUCAACAGCAAGCAGCAGCAGUCGCAUCUAGCCAGUAUCAGGCAGCCUCUUCUGCGCAAUCUCAACAGCAAGCUGCAGCAAUCGCAUCCAGCCAGUACCAGGCAGCCUCAUCUGCAUCUGCGCAAGCUCAACAGCAAGCAGCAGCAGCCGCAUCUAGCCAGUAUCAGACAUCCUCUUCUGCGCAAGCCCAACAACAAGUAGCAGCAACCGCAUCCAGCCAGUAUCAGGCAGCCUCUUCUGCGCAAUCUCAACAGCAAGCUGCAGCAAUCGCAUCCAGCCAGUACCAGGCAGCCUCAUCUGCAUCUGCGCAAGCUCAACAGCAAGCAGCAGCAGCCGCAUCUAGCCAGUAUCAGACAUCCUCUUCUGCGCAAGCUCAACAGCAAGCAGAAGCAACGGCAUCCAGCCAGUAUCAGGCAGCCUCUUCUGCGCAAUCUCAACAGCAAGCUGCAGCAACCGCAUCCAGCCAGUACCAGGUAGCCUCAUCUGUGCAAGCUCAACAGCAAGCAGCAGCAGUCGCAUCUAGCCAGUAUCAGACAUCCUCUUCUGCACAAGCUCAACAGCAAGCUGCAGCAACCGCAUCCAGCCAGUAUCAGGCAGCUUCUUCUGCUGAAGCUCAACAGCAAGCAUCAGCAUCGAGCCAAUACCAAGCUCAACAACAAACAGAAGCAUCUAGCCAAUACCAAGCUGCCGCUUUUGCGCAAUCUCAACAGCAAUCUGCAACAACAGCAUCUAGCCAGUAUCAGGCAGAAGAUUCUGUGCAAUCUCAACAGCAAGCAGCAGCGACAGCAUCUAGCCAGUACCAGGCAGCGGCUUCUGUGCAAGCUCAACAGCAAGCAGCAGCAACCGCAUCCACCCAGUAUCAGGCAGCCUCUUCUGCUCAAGCUCAACAGCAAGCAACAGCAUCGAGCCAAUACCAAGCUCAACAGCAAAGUGAAAUAUCUAGCCAAUACCAAGCAGCCGCUUCUACAAAAUCUUCAGUUUCUAGUGAUUCAGCUAUAAGUAGAUCAGCACAACAGUUCGUGUCAGCAGCAGCAAAACGGAGAAUGGCAUCUAUGUCAAAUUCUCUAUCUAGUAUUAUGAGUGGUGGAAAAAUGAACUUUUCUGCCUUUUCGAACUCCUUAUCUAGUGUAGCCAGCCAAAUUAGAGCAGGAUCAUCGAACUUAUCUAAAGAAGAAAUCUUAGUUGAGAGUCUCUUGGAAACAAUGUCGGCUCUUAUGGAAUUACUAUCACCGGGAGCAGGAGGUAAUGCUUUGUUGGAAACUAUCCUCAGUGCUUUAGCUUAAUAUUUGUUUUUUUUUAAUAUUUUUUAUUUUAGGUUGAGGUGUAUUUACUUUUUGUAUUACUCACAUUUUGUAUUCUAGGGAGAAAGAAAAGCAUGAAUAAAUUAUGUUUGUAGCAGCAUA
This is a messenger RNA of Parasteatoda tepidariorum (common house spider), 8714 nucleotides long. RefSeq lists its product as uncharacterized. NCBI's taxonomy places the organism in Eukaryota, Metazoa, Arthropoda, Arachnida, Araneae, Theridiidae. The record is from RefSeq and is a predicted model, not a curated record.